Messenger RNA from Melanotaenia boesemani (Boeseman's rainbowfish), 7379 nucleotides. RefSeq names its product ankyrin repeat and LEM domain containing 2 (gene ankle2). Gene Ontology annotation, biological process: negative regulation of phosphorylation. Bases 1592 to 4516 code for a protein of 974 amino acids. The transcript has 12 exons. Lineage: Eukaryota; Metazoa; Chordata; Actinopteri; Atheriniformes; Melanotaeniidae. The record is from RefSeq and is a predicted model, not a curated record. Gene Ontology annotation, cellular component: endoplasmic reticulum. Gene Ontology annotation, molecular function: protein phosphatase 2A binding.
UAUAAAUGUAUUUGUCAUGUUUCUCCUGAUGUCUAAUCAACUUGGCCUGCGUACACGUUAAGUUUGUUUAGAACUGUCUUUUCUACAUUACAUCCCGACACACUCUUUCUUCUAUGUGGUACAAAUGGUUUUGAGUGUUGACCGUAAAAAUAUAUCAAAAGGUUUGCCGAGAUUUUGCUUCCUUACAUACGUCACGCCUGAUGUGUUGGAGCAUUGUGCCACAUUAAUGUCUUACGGAAAGUGCAUACACGAGGGCCACUCUUCUGAUUUUCUUUUACUUAUUUAUUUUUCUCGUUUAUUUAUUUUAAAACCAGGGGCCCAGUGACAGUCCCCAGAUUUUUUGACUAGUCACGAACACGCACGUACAUGGCUUGUCAUCUUAGGUAAUGUUUCAUUAUAGUCGAGUAAGACUGGGCAUGAAUCUCGCAUUUGCAAAUAAUUUCUGACAUUCUUUAAUAAUGUUGAAUCCGGCGUAAUGUAUCUUAUACCUUUUCAUUUAAGUGGUAUUUUUUGUGAGCGACGAAUUGCUUUGUAAUCGGCCCCUGUCACCUUCAAGUCGGCAGUUGUGAGUUUUCCUACAGGUGAAGAAUGCAACUUGCGCCCUCCCUUUGAAACUGAGCAUGCGCGUUAUAUGUUGUAAACAAUGAGACUAUUCCAGACCGUCUUAAGCUUUGUGUGUUAGUAACAGUUUACCUGUGCAAAACUUAGCGGGUUUCCACAGCUAUGAUUAUGUUUAAUAAUAUGUUCCUCGGUAAGUACGGGGACACGUGUAAAUAGUUGUCAUCGCGUGCACUUGCAUUUUUAUCGGCAUCAUGGUCACAUAUCAAAUUUGUUACGGUGCAGUCCGAAAACCCAUCUCGAAUGACAUACUUGGGCGUGACAGCAUACGAAGAAACAAAUUGUAACUAUUUAACCAGUCUUCUGUGGGUUUGUAGUGGUCGGUAUUUCAGUCCUAGUCUCGUGCCUUAACACAUGUACAUUUUCAACGGAGCUGUUAUCUUGCUGUUAGCUUUCCAAGGCACACUCCACGGCUUCCAGAGCUGACUUGCUGAUUAGCAAGCUAGCCAGCGUAGGCUAGUACAACUUUGUUGUCGUUGAGUCUGUAAAGACAAAACAUGAAAGGGAAAAAAAUCUAAUUUAAAUAUCUCAAUUAGUCCACAUGCAGCAUCAUUAGGAUAAUUUUCUUAAAACAAAAAGAAGAAAAAAACAAGACAAAAAUCAAUUGGAAAAAUAAGUUGUGUGCCUUUUUAAGCUAUUGGAUAGCAAAUAUCUCCUAUAGAAGUUUGUCAUAUUUUAUAACUUUUAUUAUAUAAAAGAGGAACAUCAUUUAGAUGUUUGUCUAAGCUGAAGGCUGUUAGAUUUUGAGGAAUCAAUUGGAAUGUGAUGACUCAGGUUUCAACAUUGACAAAAUUUUUGUGGAUGUGCUAAAGUUCAGUGUAUAAUGACACAUUAGAAUCCCUAGUUAUUUAAUCCAACACAAGUAUACAAUGUUGAACAGAGGUCACAUUUCCUUACAUUCUGCUUGUUUAGUUUUUGAAUGACUGCUGGUCAUAACUGUUUGAGUGUUAGGUGUGUUACAGGGAGCUGAAGAAUGGAGGCGGUUUUAAGCAGGCUGAGGGGGCUAAGUGCUGCUGAGCUGUGUGAGGAGUUUGCUCGAGCAGACCUCAAAUGUGGACCCAUCACAUCUACCACCCGAGCCACAUAUGAAAGGAAGUUAGCCCGCAUCCUUGUGGGGCCAGAGUGCAGUGCCACUGAAACGGACGGUAGUUAUUCAGCAAACAUCUCAGACAGUGCAGCCGAUCAUGCCAAAGCUGUGUCAUGUGCCACCUCAUCAGCUGCACCCGCAACUGCAGCAACAAGUAGUAGCUCCUCUGAGACUGUCACAGAAGAGUUGGACUUUGGCUAUGGUGUCGGUCUAAACCCUCCAGAUGAAGAGGAGAUUUCAGAAAAGAUGACCUCUAACAGCUCUGCUGAAUGCAGUAACUCUCAGUCCAAAACUGAAACUCCUUCAAAACCAGCACAAGUGUCUCAAACCUUUUAUGGAGUAUGCCCACCGUGGGAGGAUGUCUUAGCUAGAAAUGAGGGAGCACAUGUAUACAUGGACAAGAAAGAUGCGCUUCAAGCUGUAAAGAUGAUGAAGGGAGCUCGAUUCAAAGCUUUUUCCAACCUUGAAGCUGCAGAGAAGUUUGCAAAGGGAAUCUGUGACUAUUUCCCUUCUCCCAGCAAAUCCACACCCUGUGUAUCUCCUAUCAAGUCUGGUCUGGUCAUCGGUAAAGCAGAAAAUGUUGAAGUUGAUACCAUCAACAGGGAGCGGGCCAACAGUUUUAAGAGCCCACGCAGCCAGGACUUGACAGCCAAACUAAGGAAAGCUGUAGAGAAGGGGGAUGAGUUAGCCUUCAGUGAACUUGUCUGGAGCAAUCCACGCUAUCUCAUUGGCUCAGGAGAUAAUCCCACUGUUGUCCAGGAGGGCUGCCGGUACAAUGUCAUGCACGUGGCGGCCAAGGAGAAUCAAGCCAGGAUUGCCCAGCUGCUGCUUGAUACUUUGGAAAACCCAGAGUUCAUGCGCCUGAUGUACCCAGAUGACCAGGAAAUGAUGCUGCAGAAACGAAUCCGCUACAUUGUAGAUCUUUACCUCAACACUCCAGAUAAGGCCGGCUUUGAAACACCACUUCACUUUGCCUGUAAGUUUGGUUGCCCUGAUGUGGUCAAUGUCCUGUGCUCGCAUCCUGACACUGAUAAGAACUGCAAGAACAAGGAUGGCCAAAAGCCUUGUGAUCUUAUUUGUAGCAGAAAAAACAAAAGCCAAGAUGUUAAACAGAAGAUAAGUGAAUACUUGGAGGACCGCUGCUAUAUCCCUUUGCUGAGGGCAACCGACAACACCUCUCAGCCCAUCAUUGGUGCUCCAUGGUCACCUGAAACCUCAGAGAACCUGUCACUGAUCCAGCAGCACACAAGAGGUCCCAUGGAUCCUUUGAUGACUGUCACUGCCUUUGCUGGCCCGCUGAGCCCAUCCAAAGCAGAUGAUUUCCGUCGGUCCUGGAAGACACCGCCCAGAGAUAGGGCAGAUCUUUUCCACAACAUUCUUAAGUCAGAUCCUGAUCGAGGGGCAGAGAGAGUGGGCAGAGACCUUGCUCAUAAGAUGGGUCACCCCUGGGCUGAAUACUGGGGCUUCAUGGACAGUUUUGUGGAUUUGUCAUCUGCUGAGGGGCUUCGCAAGCUAGAAGAGUACCUGAGUAAGAAAGAUUUCAGCCCACGGACUCAAGAGGGGACUGGAGAAAAUGAAACCAGGAACAGGUUUAAAACACCCUCUCCAGGCAAGCCCAAAAAGUUCUGCAACUCCAUUUCUGUUGGUGCCUUUCUGGAUGAGGGUGAUGAUAUUAGCCUUGAAGAGAUGAAAAACCGGCAAAACGCAGCACUUACCAGCAUCACCUCCUCUGCAACAUCCAAGGACGCCCUGAAAGGAGCUGUGGGUGGCCGUGAGUUUCACAUUGCACUGCAUCACCGUGGAGCAGACCUGAUCGAGACAGCUGCUGAGCAGGAUCUUCUGUGCUGCUGUGAUGAUGGCCUCCUGUCGCCAGGUGUGGCCUGCAAAAACGGGGUGUGCUCCUCCACCAGAGAUAGGACUCGUAAUGGAGAUAAGGUGUCCCCGCGCACCUCCCCAUCCUCUGCCUGCUUGCUGUCGCCCAUCUCCAAUCUCAUGAUGGAGUUUGAGCGCAUGUCACUGCAAGAGCCACCUGACAGUCCCACAAGCUGCAGACAGAGAAGCAACAGUGGCGGCAGUAGGAACAAGGAACUCCGGGACUCCUACAGCUCCUCCUCAGAUACAGACCUGAGUUCUGGGCUGAACCGUCUGUCUGUCAGUCAUAGCAGUCAGGACAAAGAAGCUGUGGAUGGGGCAGGCAGGAGAACAGAGGGAGGGGGUGCAGAGGAGAGGCACAGCAGUGGCAGCUCAGAGGAGUACUUUGAAGCAGAAGAGAGUCUGGAGGUACCAAGUAGGACUAGGGGCUCAGUGUCAGGGGUGCGUAACUUCUGUGCAAGGUCCAAGUCAUGGGACCAUGGAGGCAGGGAUUUGAGCAGCUCGGGAUCCUCUGGAUCCUCUUACAAGUCCUUAGAUAACUCCCAUGAGUUCUUACCCAGGACCCCACCGCACAUUAGAAGAGGACUUUUUAUUGAAGGGGAUUCACCAACCAAAUUGGACAGAGAUGUCCUGUCAGCAAUAGAGGCCGUAGAUGUCGACCCCCAGAGGUAUCCCAGCAUACAUAAGUGGAAGAGCACAGUGAAGUCAUACUCUGUGUCGGACAUGCAGAGCUGGCCUAGCCCUGCAGUAAAACCCCGUCUCAGGAUGCAGCAUCAGCCUCCGGGCUCCCCACUCAGUGGCCUGAUGUCUCCCACAGGUCGUUUCAGCCCUGUCUGCCAAGCUGCCUCUCCAGACUUCAGCCCUAGCCGUUACAGCCCUGCCAGUGUUAGUUACAUCCAGCGCAUCCGCCUGAAGCACUUAAACGAGCAACUUCACUGACUGCCCUCCUCUUCCUGCGCCUACUCUGCGGGUAUUAUUUCUCCGAAUCCCACCUACCCUCUCUUGCCACAAGCCCAGCUGCACCACGGUCACAGCACCAGAGCUCAGAAACCAUAAACCUGACAGAAAUAUGCACAAGUGUCUGGAAGAUUUGUAUUGAUAAAGUAUGGUACUACUCCUAUGAAUUCUCAUCACAUUAGGAUGUGAUGUCAAUUCAAGACUUUAAAAUAAAAAAAAAAAAAAAAAAAAAAAAAAAAAAACCUUGGUAAUGUAUGUACUGUAUGGAUGUGGACCAUGUUGAAUUAAUGGUAAUGUUGUGUCAAGUGUGAAACACCUGUCUCAUAGCCUGAGUCAACUUUUUUGAAUAUUGUGAAGCCACAUUUCCCAAAGUUAGUUGGUCUUUAAAACCGUAGUGCUGAAUCCUAAAUGGGGUUCUGUCACUGAAGAUCUUGUUUUAAAAAAGAAAAGAAAAGGAAAAAAAAGAGAAAAAUUUCACUAUUUUAAAAUUUAUUUUUUUGUAUGUUGGUCAGUAGCACAAAAGUUAAAUGUUUUUAUUAAUGGUGUUAAAACCAACUGCCAUUUCCUAUUGUUUUUCCUCAGUUCAGGAAUUGCCUUAAUUUUCUGAAGUGAGGGACCAGUUCUUUCGCAUCCCUAGCUCGUAAAUGAAAUGUAUGAGAAAUGGAAAAACCUGAGAUCUUCCGUGUUUUUUUUAUUUUCUUCUUUAAUAAAUGCGUACAUUUUCCAUGCUUUCUUGUAGUUGCUGGACAUGUCUAAACUUUUAAAUUUUGCCACUAACAGCGGCCUUAAACUGUGCCACUUUCUUUUUGUGUAUUCUCAGAAAUACACUAUAUUGCCAGAAGUAUUGGCUCACCUGCCUUGACUCUCGUAUAAAGUUAAUAGACAUCCCAUUCUCAAUCAGAUGAGUUCAGUAUGACGUUGGCCCACCCUUCACAGCUUAACAGCUUCAGCUAUUCUGGGAAGGCUUUCCACAAGGGUUAGUUGUUUUUAUUUUAGGAAUUUUUGACCAUUCCUACAGAAGUGCAUUUGUGAGGUCAGACACUGAUGUUGGACGAUAAGGCCUGGCUCUCAGCCUCCACUCUACAUCAUCUCAAAGUUGUUCUGUCGGGUUGAGUUCAGGAUUCUGUGCAGGCCAAUCAAGUUCAUCCACACCUAACUCGCUCAUCCAUGUCUUUACGGACCUUGCUUUGUGCACUGGUGCACAGUCAGCUCCUGAAAAACAGCCCUAAACCAUAAUCCCCCCGCCAUCAAACUUUACACUUGGCACAAUGCAGUCAGACAAGUACCGUUCCCCUGGCAACCACUAUACCCAGACUCUUCCAUCAGAUCGCCAGAUGAAGCACGAUUUGUCACUCCAGAAAACGCAAACUGACCCAGAGUCCAGUGGCAGUAUUCUCUACACCACUGCAUCUGACGCUUUGCAUUGCUUUUGGUGAUGUAUGGCUUGGAUGCAGCGGCGGAAACCCAAUAACCCAAUCUAUGAAGCUCUCGUUGCUCUGUUCUUUAGCUGCUCUGAAAGCCGCGUGAAGUUUGCAGAUCUGUAGAAAUCGACUUUGCAGAAAGUUACUCUCCUUUGCGCACUAUGCGCCUCAGCAUCCGCCAACCCGGCUCAGUCAUUUUAUGAGGCCUACCACUUUGUGGCCGAGUUGCUGUUGUUCCCAAUGGCUCCCACUUUGUUAUACCUAGUUGACUGGAAUAUUUAGAAGGGAGGAAAUUUUACAACUAGACUUAUUGCACAGGUGGCAUCCUGUCACAGAACCAAGCUGGAAGCUCCUGAGAGAGACCCAUUCCUUCACAAAUGUUUGUAGAAACAGUCUGCAUGCCUCAGUGCUUGUUUUUUUAUACACUUGUAGCCAUGGAAGUGAUAGGAACACCUGAUUUCAUUUGGGUGGACGAGUGAAUACUUUUGGCAAUGUAGUGUAUUUGUUAAACGUGUCCUGUAGUGUAUGAAUGAUGACACACCUAUCAGUAAAGUGUUAUUUUGAUUUGGUUGAAGCAGAACCUAACCCAGCCUGAGAUCACCUUAAAGCUGUACAGUGAUUUUUUUUUUUUAAGUCACUACAGGACAGAGAGACUCAAACUAAUUAAACAGCAACACAAUCCAGACCUAUCUAGUAGCUUUGGUCUAUUAAGAUAACAGAAACUGCCUUAUGCUUUCAGAGAACACAGAUGAUUAGAUGAGAGAAUUCCCAGUACUUGUACGCCAUUUUGCAUUGCAAGUGUUAAUUUACAAAAUAGUGUUUUAACAGUUUUAAUGCCCAAACAUUGUUGGGAAUUACUCUUGGCUUGAAAUCGGCUUGCGGUGAAUUUGUCUACAUGUUACAGGUUCUUGAAGUUACUAAAAACCUGAUAAGGUGAGUGGUGGAAUGUGAAAAAUCCUUUUGUAAAAUUAAGAUAUGUAGGGACAAAUUCUAUGUGUUUUUAAGAAGCUCAGUUAUGUCCAGAGGGAAAAGCCAAUUAUCUUGAGUAUUCAAAUUGCCACUCCUGAGUUACAACAAAUGUUCUGAAUGUAUUUUUAUUUUUUGUGAACUAAAUUUUUUAUCUGAGAGCACAACUUCCUUCAACUGAGAAGAUUGUAUCGUCGUCCUCGUGCUCUCAGGUAACAGAUCAAAUUCUGUUCUUUGAAUGUUUAUGAAUGUGGAAUUUUGCAAAAAUGCACCUAAAAACUUAAAACAUGCUUCUUGUGCUUUUAGCGUUCUGUGCUUUAUUAAAAUAAACUUUCAUGGUGAAUUCUUUCUGUAUGUCUAGACUUAAUUUGCUUUAAACUAAUCAAUAAAUCAUCACGCUUGUUACUUGUGUAUGAGUUUUUCCAGUAAUUUCAGUGGCUGUCAUAUUAAAAAAAAUG